This is a messenger RNA of Musa acuminata subsp. malaccensis (wild Malaysian banana), 2311 nucleotides long. The record is from RefSeq and is a predicted model, not a curated record. NCBI's taxonomy places the organism in Eukaryota, Viridiplantae, Streptophyta, Magnoliopsida, Zingiberales, Musaceae.
GGCUGAGACUUGCACUCGCAUGGAGGAUCUCCCUCUUCAUCCCCUCGGUCGAGACCUCCACCGGUGCCCCACUGCUUCCGAGGUGGUGGAGGAAAUGAGAGCCAUCGGGGCGAUCUCUGUCCCGGCGGCUCUCACCGGUCUCGUCCUCUACUCGCGCGCCAUGGUUUCGACGCUCUUCCUCGGCUACCUGGGCGAGCUCGAGCUCGCCAGCGGCUCUCUCUCCAUCGGGUUUGCUAACAUCACCGGCUACUCCGUCCUCUCCGGCCUGGCCAUGGGCAUGGAGCCCAUCUGCGGCCAGGCCUUCGGCGCCAAGCAACGCAAGCUCCUCGGCCUCACCCUGCAGCGAGCCAUUCUGCUGCUCCUCUCCGCCUCCGUCCCCAUCUCCUUCCUAUGGCGCAACAUGAGGAGGAUCCUGUCUUGGUGCGGGCAGGACGAGCAGAUAGCCUCCGCCGCCCACGUCUUCAUCACGUUCGCCAUCCCUGACCUGUUCCUCCUCUCCUUUCUCCACCCUCUUCGCGUGUACCUGAGAUCUCAGAAUGUUACCUUUCCGGUCACCUGCUGCUCCGUCGUCUCCGUCGUCCUCCACAUCCCGUUGAACUACCUCCUCGUGGUGCGUCUCCGGAUGGGCAUCGCGGGCGUGGCUUUGGCCAUGGUCUGGACCAACUUGAAUCUCUUCGUCUGCUUGCUGCUCUUCGUGCUGUGCUCUGGCGCGUGCAAGGACUCGUGGGUGCGCCCCAGCAUGACCUGCCUCAGGGGGUGGUCGGCGCUGCUGAAGCUCGCCGUGCCCUCGUGCGUGUCCGUCUGCCUCGAGUGGUGGUGGUACGAGCUCAUGAUACUCCUCAGUGGCCUGCUUCCCAACCCCAAGGCUGCCGUCGCUUCCAUGGGCAUACUGAUCCAGACCACGUCGUUGGUGUACGUGUUCCCGUCGGCGCUCAGCUUCGGGGUGUCGGCCCGCGUCGGCAACGUGUUAGGAGCCAACCAUCCCGCCAAGGCCCGGACGGCCACCAUGGUGUCCUUGGCGUGCGCCCUCGUGCUGGGGCUGACGGCCAUGGCCUUCACCACGUCGAUGAGACAUCGGUGGGGGAGGCUGUUCACCGACGACGCAGAGAUCCUGAAGCUCACGACACUGGCGCUGCCGAUCGCCGGGCUGUGCGAGCUAGGGAACUGCCCUCAGACCACCGGGUGCGGCGUGCUAAGGGGGAGCGCGAGGCCGACCACCGGAGCCAACAUCAACCUGGGCUCCUUCUACUUGGUCGGGACGCCCGUCGCCGUGCUCCUGGGCUUCUUCCGGAGGAUGGGGUUCCCGGGGCUAUGGCUGGGGCUGCUGGCGGCGCAGGCAUCGUGCGCCACUCUCAUGGCGUAUGCGCUCGCCAGAACGGAUUGGAUGGUGGAGGCGGAAAAAGCCAGAGAACUGACGAAAACUUCCAACUCUCCUCCUCCUCCUCUCCCUCUCAUUCCUCUCACCGCUGCUACUAAUGCCAUCGCCGGCGGCAAUAAGAGUACAGCCGCACACAUCAUGAAUGGCGAUGUGAAGAGGCUCGGUGCUUCAGAAACGGCUCCCCUCAUUCCUGUGCGGGGUGAGUAGGUUUUCUGCCAUUACAACCUUUCUAUUCCCUCUCUCUUUUGGCAUUCUAAUUCUAAUCCGAUGCAUCGAUCGAGAGAAUAUACAUGAAACUCUAAAAGCUGGAGCUUUUGGUAGUUCGAUGCUGCUUCGCAGUGGAAAGCAGAUGCGACGGUCACUCUCAGCUCUGCCUUCUCCGGUCCCGCUUCAGAGAGCAGCAGCACAUGUACCACCACUGAACAUUCAUUCUCCCUCUCGGAGGUUUGGUUUCAGCAUUCCUCCGUACUUCUUUCACCUCGAAGCCAAUUAAUUUAAGUACAUCAGUCCCAUUUUCUUCCUCACAUGUGUCUGUCUUAAUUUCUUGACUUUUCAAUGCACAGAGUACCAUAAAGUGGCAUCGAAAGCAAUGUCAAGCAUUACAGUGUUAGAGUUGCUUUUCGAUAUGCUCUCGUACCAGUUUUCCUUCAAAAGAAUCGAAUCUUGCUUUAGAGCUUUCUCACCAUAUAAAACCUAUCGAUUUGGUUUGGUUCUUUGCAUUCUGAUUGCUUGAUCUAGUGCUUUUUUACUCUGUGCUUGUACUUGGCUUCUGGUGGAGUCAUGUGCAUGAGGCUUACCUCAUCCGGGUGUACCUUUUGUCUCCAAUAAAGGGGUCAGACGUUAGAUCUCUUGUGGGCGACAUGCAUAAUUACUCCUCGUAUAGAACUAUGCAUAUUGCUGCUGGGACGCAACUUGGCACUUGGAAGCUCAUAU